Molecule: messenger RNA, 1205 nt
Organism: Cucumis sativus (cucumber)
Lineage: Eukaryota; Viridiplantae; Streptophyta; Magnoliopsida; Cucurbitales; Cucurbitaceae
Product: protein TIC 20-II, chloroplastic
Exons: 2
Coding region: 153-779 (208 amino acids)
Source: RefSeq, a predicted model, not a curated record
UUUUAAAAUCGAGCUGACCCUAAUUCGGUAGUUAAUCGGGUUGGGAAGCCGUUUUUAUAAUUUAGCGUAAAAAGAAUUAUUUGAAUUGAACUAAAAAGCCGUCGGAAAAGAGCAUCGUUUCAUCUUCUUCGUCCUCACUCUCCUACAAAGAAAUGGCUUCCACUUCCAUCCCCCUCCUCAAUCUCUCCGCCAAAACCUCCAUUAGAGCAGCUCUAUUCCCUCACUCCUCCGCCAUCAAAUCUCGCCACCAUUCUUCUCUCCCUUUUCUCCCCUCUAAGUCCCCAAAAUUCACCCCCAUUCGCAUGUCCUACAACCCUACUCCAGCCACCGACCGCCUCAUCUCCGCUGUUGCUUACACUCUCCCCUUCUUCAACUCCCUCCAGUACGGCCGCUUCCUCUUCGCCCAGUACCCAGCCCUCGGCUUCGCCUUCGAGCCGCUGCUCCCGAUUCUAGGGCUUUAUCGCUCGAUCCCGCAUUCCAGCUUCGUCGCGUUCUUCGCUUUAUACUUGGGCGUGGUUCGAAACCCCAGUUUCAAUCACUAUGUGCGCUUCAAUUCGAUGCAAGCGGUGACUCUGGACGUGCUGCUGGUGGUGCCAUUGUUGAUACAGAGGAUCCUGAGUCCGGGAAGAAGCGGGAUAGGGUUCAAGAUAAUGGUUUGGAGCCAUAAUGGAUUGUUUGUUUUCAGUGUUUUGUGCUUUCUAUAUAGUGUGGUUUCUUGUCUUCUCGGUCGAACCCCACACUUGCCCAUUGUUGCUGAUGCUGCUGGCAGGCAGAUUUAGCUUCCAGGUGGAAGUUAUGUCACAGCUAGGUAGGUUUGUAGCAACUAAUGGUGGAGGGAAGCAAGCUGAAGUGAACAUUGUUCCACUAGUAUAAAGUAUGCACCUCAAUCUGGAGGUUGGAGGUUAAACCAUCUCGCCAAACAAUUGUGUAAGGAAAGGAUGGUGAUUCUUUGUAGUUUGGUUGAAAGAAUGAGAGGCCCCAUGAACUUUUGAAGAAUUGAUAGAAAAAAUGGAUGGGGACUUUCUUUCACUUUUAUUUUUUUUAUAAAAUUUGAUCUCUAAAACUUGUGAUAGUUGUUAAUUUGAUCUCCAUAGCAAUCUUGGCUGACAAGCAUCAAGAUAACUCAUUGAAAUAGUUGGCUAAACAGAAGAAACUUAUUGUGCUAUUUUUGACAACUAUCACUAUUGACAAACACCUUUAUAAAA